AUGGCCGCUUUUUGUCUAGCUUGUGGUGAUGAUGUGAAUGUGAUUAAGGGAUCUAGAGCAGUUGCUAGCCAGGUAUCAGUGAUUUUGAAGCGUUAUCUAACUAGAAGGUGCCAGGAACUCAACAUGGAUAUUGAUCUCAACUCGCUUAUAGACCAAUCUCACUGUUGCGUCUGGACCUGGUACAAUCCAUAUAGUGGUCUGAAUUCGUAUAAUUCACCUACUCAUUCUCCUACUCUUUUGUAUUCGUAUAAUUCACCUACUCAUUCGCCUUCUCAUUCGUAUUCGUAUAAUUCACCUACUCAUUUGCCUUCUCAUUCGUAUUCGUAUAAUUCACCUACUCAUUCGCCUUCUCAUUCGUAUUCGUAUAAUUCACCUACUCAUUCGCCUUCUCAUUCGUAUUCGUAUAAUUCACCUACUCAUUUGCCUAUUCAUUUGUAUUCGCAUAAUCCAUCGCCUAUUCAUUUGUAUUCGUAUAAUUUACCUACUCAUUUGCCUUCUCAUUCGUAUUCGCAUAAUUCACCUACUCAUUUGCCUUCUCAUUUGUAUUCGUAUAAUUCACCUACUCAUUCGUCUUCUCAUUUGUAUUCGUAUAAUUCACCUACUCAUUUGCCUAUUCAUUUGUAUUCGCAUAAUCCAUCGCCUAUUCAUUUGUAUUCGUAUAAUUCACCUACUCAUUCGCCUUCUCAUUCGUAUUCGUAUAAUUCACCUACUCAUUCGCCUUCUCAUUUGCCAUUCGUAUAA
This is a messenger RNA of Amphimedon queenslandica, 741 nucleotides long. RefSeq names its product DNA-directed RNA polymerase II subunit 1-like. The coding region runs from base 1 to 741 and encodes 246 amino acids. The record is from RefSeq and is a predicted model, not a curated record. The transcript is spliced from 2 exons. Lineage: Eukaryota; Metazoa; Porifera; Demospongiae; Haplosclerida; Niphatidae.